AUCGGGAGAAUGUAAUGCAAGAGCCGAAACAAAAAAAGCGGAGGAGUAGAAGAAAGUUGAUAAGUAGCAAAGACCGCUUUUCAAUUGAAAAAUCAUUUUGAUGAUCCUAUAUGAGGACGCGAACGAGCAAUGCGGGUGAUCAGCCAACCUCUUCUUCAUCAAGGACGGCAGAAGUCGAGGGAGGAAGAAGUGUCGGCGUGAGGACGUUAAAGAAAUCGAAUCAUGGCCAACAUGCAGAUCGUUCCGGCUUGCAAGAACGAUGUGGAGGCUCAGUACGUGGAGAUGAUGGUGCCUCUGUACUCUUAUGGUUGCGAGAAGAAGAUAAAGAAGGCGUUGUCCCAUAGAAAGGGAAUAUACUCGGUGAACGUGGACUACAACCAGCAGAAGGUGACGGUGUGGGGGAUCUGCAACAAGCACGACGUGCUGGAGACCAUGAGGGCCAAGAGGAAAGAAGCUCGUUUCUGGAACCCUGAAGACGGCACCAGCACUCCGGAUUUAGCUGGCGAAGAAGACGGCUCGCGAUCUCGCGAGGGCACCGGCGGCGUUAAGCGUCUGGCCAAGUCGAGGUCGUCUCUGAGCUGGAGAGCGUGGAAGAGAGUCUUCGCGAGAUCCAAUUCCUUUUAAGGGCACACCAAAUCAAACCAUGAACAUGCUUAUGAUCUUGAUUACGUGUUGAUGGGGACUUAAAUGGUUCCUUCCUGUCGUGCCACUGCUAUGACAGCGAGAAUGAAUGUAAAUUCGAGCCGGUCCGCCUUUCGAGUUCUCGGUCUCGGCCCCCUCCAAACUCGAUCACUUAGCCUUGGUGCCGUUUAAUUCUAAUAUGUAGGUGCUGAAUUGGCU
This is a messenger RNA of Rhodamnia argentea, 840 nucleotides long. Its product is annotated as heavy metal-associated isoprenylated plant protein 28. Gene Ontology annotation, molecular function: metal ion binding. Lineage: Eukaryota; Viridiplantae; Streptophyta; Magnoliopsida; Myrtales; Myrtaceae. The transcript has 2 exons. The record is from RefSeq and is a predicted model, not a curated record. Bases 223 to 624 code for a protein of 133 amino acids.